AUGAUGAAGGAAAACAGCUUGAGGAAACCAAAAUCCGUCACCCAGGAAUCGAUUUUAGAUACUAAAACAAAGGCCGUGGAAUUGCAAACAAAAUUAGACCUCAUUAUUACUGGAGACAUAACGGUUGAGGUAAAGAAACGCGGGAAAUCAUUUUCCGGCUCGAUUUUAAUUAGAGGAAGUGCAUUGGGCACAGCUUAUUACAACUAUGAUUUUAAAACUGAUGCCAAUGGUGUGACGCACUUCGAAGUAAGCCCUGAAACCAUCUCCUGCCAACCCAUUAAUGAAGCGGUAAUUAAAUUAGGCCCGGAACUUCUAGAAUCUCUAAGAACAGAUCCGGAUAUUCAACCAGAGAGGGAAAAAAUAAAGUCGAAUUCUGCUGACAAGGGUAAUAGCCUGGUCUGUGCGAUUGUCGAAAAGGCAUAUGUGACAGUAGUACAUAACAUACGAGCCUCUGCUAAAAUACUGCCCAAAGACGCAUUCUUGAAGGGCGUGUGA
This is a messenger RNA of Pieris macdunnoughi, 495 nucleotides long. Lineage: Eukaryota; Metazoa; Arthropoda; Insecta; Lepidoptera; Pieridae. The record is from the annotation of a GenBank genome assembly.